Messenger RNA from Dissoconium aciculare CBS 342.82, 969 nucleotides. RefSeq lists its product as uncharacterized. Gene Ontology annotation, molecular function: phosphoric diester hydrolase activity. Lineage: Eukaryota; Fungi; Ascomycota; Dothideomycetes; Mycosphaerellales; Dissoconiaceae. The record is from RefSeq and is a predicted model, not a curated record. Gene Ontology annotation, biological process: lipid metabolic process. The transcript is spliced from 2 exons. The annotation marks the transcript as partial.
UCGUCCACCGCGAACGGCACCGCCUCGGCCACAUCUUCUACCGUCCAACCGACCAACACUGUGCCUUGCAAUGGCUUCCCUGAAUUCUGCAAUCGAAAAUACAGCAACAUUUCCAACGUGUGCACGCACAACUCGGCAUACGUCGUCAAGAACAAUGCCGCCAGCAACCAGCAACUUCCUGUCAUAGAUCAGCUGUAUGACGGCGUCCGAAUGAUCCAAGGAGGAACGCACUACGUCAACGACACCAUCUACAACUGCCACACCAGCUGCGACCUCCUCAACGCCGGGACCUUCCAAUCCACCCUCGAAACCCUCGCGAACUGGCUCUCCCAGAACCGCAACGAAGUCCUGACCCUCCUCAUCGCCAACAGCGACUUCGUGCCCGUGGAGAAAUACAUCCCGGCGCUCGAAGCCUCCGGCCUGAUGCCGUACGUCUACACGCCCGAGUUCGUGCCGCAGUUCCGCGAGCAGUGGCCCACGCUCGGCAGCAUGAUCGUGCGUAACACGCGCCUGGUCAUCUUCAUGGACUACAUGGCCGACCAGAAGAAGUACCCCUUCAUCCUCGACCAAUACAGCCACAUCUGGGAGACGCCCUUCUCCCCGCAGGACCCGGCCUUCCCCUGCACGCCCGACCGCCCGCCGAACCUCAACACCACCUUCGCGCGCGAGAACCUGAUGUACCUCGCGAACCACAACCUCAACACGGCCAUCGACGUCGCCGCCAUCCUGGGCGGCGGCAACCAGGAGCCCAUCCUGAUCCCCAACACGGCCCAGAUCGCCAACACCAACUCCAACGGCACGGGCUUCGGCCAGAGCGGCCGCAUGAUCCAGAACUGCACCAACAUCUGGGGCCGGCCCCCGACCUUCUUCGUCGUCGACUAUUACAACAUCGGAUCGCCGGAGCCCGGCAGCGUCCUGCGGGCCGUGGCGAAAGCCAACGGGGUGGAGUACCAGAGGGGGUGCUGCGGC